This is a messenger RNA of Cuscuta epithymum, 979 nucleotides long. The record is from the annotation of a GenBank genome assembly. Lineage: Eukaryota; Viridiplantae; Streptophyta; Magnoliopsida; Solanales; Convolvulaceae.
ACUCUCAACAGCCUUCACAAUUAUUAUGCUUCCAAUUCCAUCACUUAAUAAAUUAAUUAAAAUUUAAUCAAAUUCAAUUGUCCAGACUGCUAGACUCUUCUAAUCUACUCCGAAAUACAAAAAAAUGCGUCUCUUGCCGGAAGAAGCUACCGAAUACAGCGCUGGAAUCCGGGGCUCGCCGGUGGCGCCGUCCACGGCGUCGCCGCAGUGCGUUCCGCGCAGCCGCUGCCCUUGGUGGCCUUACUCCACCUCCAGGGAUUUCGAGACCAACGCCUCCCUCAUCAUCGUCGUUCUGUUCCUCGCGCUUAUUUUCGCCCUCGGCUUCAGCGCCGCCGUCCGCUGCGUACUCCGCCGCCGUCGCCGCCGCCACUCUGCCUCACUCUCACUUUCAGGUAGAGGUAACGCCGGAAAGGAGACCAAAGCAGCUGGGGACGAGGAGGAAGGUGAGGUUUCAUUUCCCACGGUGAUAUUCUCGUCGGCGGCGGAGGGCGGCGGAGCCUCGCCGGAAGAGUGUACGAUUUGCUUGUCGGAAUUUGUGGAGGGGGAGAGAUUGAGAGUAUUGGAGAAGUGCAAACAUUGCUUCCAUAUCGAGUGCAUCCAAAAAUGGCUGAAAACCCAUUCUUCCUGUCCAACUUGCAGGGCAAGCUAUGAAUGAUGAGUUUUGAUUGCCGGCGAUCGAGUAGACGACGAUGAUUAGCUUUUACCGGACAAGAACCUUAGUUAGUUGUACUUUUUACGAUUACUUCAGGUUAGUUGUCGUUAGUUAAUCGUUCAAAUUUUGGUCUUUUACAGUUUUACCGUCUUGUAUUCCUUACAAAGUAAUUCUAGUGAAAAACGGUGAAUACAAGGUAUUGGUAUUUGGUAAGUUUUAUGUCAAUUCCAUAAUUUUCAUAGUCCUACAAAUUCCACUUUUGGUAAAUGUAUUCUAGUCAAAAAAUUAAUUCCACUUUUAGUCUUAUAAAUCGUAUGUCAAUUCCAC